Neospora caninum is the source of this 1242-nucleotide messenger RNA. RefSeq names its product Eukaryotic translation initiation factor 5,related. The record is from RefSeq and is a predicted model, not a curated record. Gene Ontology annotation, molecular function: eukaryotic initiation factor eIF2 binding; GDP-dissociation inhibitor activity; translation initiation factor activity. Gene Ontology annotation, cellular component: cytosol. Gene Ontology annotation, biological process: formation of cytoplasmic translation initiation complex; formation of translation preinitiation complex; translational initiation. The transcript has 5 exons. Lineage: Eukaryota; Apicomplexa; Conoidasida; Eucoccidiorida; Sarcocystidae. The coding region runs from base 1 to 1242 and encodes 413 amino acids.
AUGGCGCUCGUAAACAUUCCGCGCGAUCGGGACGACCCGAACUACCGAUACAAAAUGCCCAAGUUGGUGUCCAAAAUCGAAGGUCGAGGAAACGGCAUCAAAACCAACAUUUUCAACAUGGGAGAAAUCGCCAGGGCCUUGAAACGCCCUCCCAUGUACCCCACGAAAUUCUUCGGUUGCGAGCUUGGAGCCAUGGCCAAGUUCGAGGAGGCCGAAGAAAAGGCUCUCGUCAACGGCGCCCACAAAGAGUCUGACCUCGUCAACAUUCUGGACAAGUUCAUUCAGAUGUACGUCCUGUGCCCGGGGUGCGAGUUGCCAGAGAUCGAUUUGAUUGUGAAGAAGGGACUGCUCACCUGCAAAUGCAACGCCUGCGGCUACCAAGGCUCGUUGGACAACGUCCACAAGGCAGCGACGUACAUGGUCAGGAACCCGCCUGACGCGGGUUCUUCCACGAUGGGGAAGAAGAAGAAAUCCAAGGAAGAGCGCCGCUCAGAGAAGCAGGAGAAGCUUGCGAAGGACGGGAAGGAAAAGAAGGAAAAGAAGAAGAAGAGAACUGACGACGACGAGGAAUCCGGAGACGACGACGCCCACAACGGCAAGCACGACGGGUCCGGCGACGCCACUCCGACCCACGACGCAGAGACGGAUAGCUGGGACGACGAGAAGACCGAGAAAGAGAAGAAGAAGGAGAAAAAGAAGAAGGACAAGAAGAAGUCCAGCACACUGGACUCAGAAAAGAAGCUGAUGCACAAGGAAGCCCUCGUGUUUGACAGCCCCGAGCUGAAAGAUGUGAUCGAGCGCCUGAGGAAUGUCGUCACACGCAGCGAGACAGUCGACCUCGCGUCAUUCUUCCACGAGAUGCGAAUGCUGCAAGUUUCCCAGGAUUUCGAUUCCAAGUGUCGUGUCUACGUGACGGUGGCAGCCAUUUUCAACGACGACAUGACUCCGACGUCUCUGGAAGAGCGGAUGCCGUACAUUUUGAAGGUUCUGGACACUUCUGUCUCCGCGAGCGACGUUUUGGACGCCUUUGGCUUUUACUGCCAAGAGAAGGGCGGUGCGGCGAUGGCCAGCUUCCCGUACUGUCUCCAAAAGCUGUACAACGCAGAAGCGCUCGAGGCGGAAGACAUCCUCAAGUACUACUCGGAAGACAAGGAGGAUCCCGUCUUCACAGCCUGCAAGAAACAGGCGGAGCCUUUCCUCCACUGGCUCGCCGAGGACGAAGAAUCCAGCGAAGAAGACUGA